This is a messenger RNA of Mangifera indica (mango), 3977 nucleotides long. Its product is annotated as protein LONGIFOLIA 2-like. Gene Ontology annotation, biological process: regulation of monopolar cell growth. Bases 552 to 3692 code for a protein of 1046 amino acids. The record is from RefSeq and is a predicted model, not a curated record. The transcript has 6 exons. Lineage: Eukaryota; Viridiplantae; Streptophyta; Magnoliopsida; Sapindales; Anacardiaceae.
UGAUGUUUAGUUUGAGGAAACCCAAAAAAAUCUCUUCUUGGGGCUGCAGAAGCAGAACUUCCCUGCAGAAUUCUCUUUUGUUAGUCCUUCAAAGGUGGGGACUAGCUAGGUAACUGUUUUUUUGUGUUUUGUGUGUGUGUAGGGUCCCUUGAUAUUUCAUCAUUUCUGUUCCUUUUAGCUUUUGCAGAGAUACUGUCUACCAAAUUCUGUGAAAUCCAAAAACAGAAAUUUAUCUUACUCCUCUCUUCAUGUAUAAAGAAAAUAAUGUGGGGCUCUCUUUUCUCUUUAAAUCAGCCCCUUCUUUCUCUUGUGUCGUCCACAAAAUUCUCUGAAAUCAGCAAAGAUAAAGAACUCACAAAGAAAAAGCCUGUUAAGUACUUAUUGCAUAGAGAAAAUUUGCCUACCAAAGCAAUUGUAGUUUUUAACCUGCCACCUGAAUUUCUCUCUAUCUUCUCAUUUUUCUCAAAAAUGGAAUGUUGAAACCACUGAGGUAGUACUGCAAGCUGCAAUAACAUUUUUCUUGUUUGAUCGAGUGAAGAGAAGGAGUUGAGAUGUCUGCAAAGCUUCUACGUUCAAUAUCAGAUGAAAAUCCAGAUCUGCCGAAGCAGAUUGGAUGCAUGAAUGGUAUCUUUCAGCUCUUUGACCGCCACCGUUUCCUGAGCGGCCGGUGCAUCCACCGAAGUCAGAAGAGGCUUCCACCAGGUCAAAAAGAUAACAAUGGAGCAAAGUCAAAAAGUUCAUCACAGCCACCAACAGGAAAACAUGUCAAGAAGGCCAUGAAAGAGAAACAAAAAGUCUCAACUGAAUCAUCCCGAACGUCGUUUUCCUCUUCCUCUUGUUCAUCUAGCUUCUCAUCUAUAGACUGCAAUAAACAAGCUCAGACAGAAACAUCUUCAUAUGGCCAAACAAAUGUAGCAGGAGCCCCUGUUCGAGACUCACCCGUACAUCAACCAAAUGAUUCUUUGCAAUUAAGCCGACAGCCUGUUGAUAUCCGAAAUUUUGUCAAGGACUCUAUGUACAGAGAAGCUCGCGGGAUAUCAAUUAAAACUCGAAUCAAAGAGAAUGAUGCCGGGGGACAAAUCUUGAAAUACAUGGAUUCUCCAAGGCCUCUGCAGCAGCCAAAACCUAUCAAGUCCAGAUUCUCAUGUGUCAAUGAAGAAUUUCAGGUUCUUGGUAAGCUGAGAGAAGCACCUAGGAAAUCCAAUGAACAGAAGGAUGGUUUUGCAGUAAAGGAUACUCCUCGAUUCUCUUAUGACAGUCGGGAAUCGCGAGAAGCAUUUAAAUCCAUUAUAAAGCUGAAAGAGCUCCCAAGACUAUCACUGGACGGUAGAGAGCGCUCCAUGAGGGGUUCAACGGCUGAAAUGAAAUCAAAUUAUCUCAUACGUGACCUGCAGAGGGGUGACGGGAACUGUCGCAAUAUUUUUAACCAAGAGCAAGAACCUGGAAGUCACAAAGGACCGUCUAGUGUUGUAGCAAAGUUGAUGGGUUUGGAAACUUUUCCAGACUCAAUGUCAACUGAUGGGAAUCAGCCGGGUCAUACGAAAACAGCCUCAUAUGGUGAAUGUGAUUCCUUCUCAAGAAUAUCAAGAACUGCUGAUAGCAACAAGCAAAACGGAAUAGGUGGAUCCCCAAGGAAUUCUACCAGGGAACCUGUAUCACCCCGGAUGAAAAAUGCUGAUUCAGCCAAGAAGUCCAUUGCAAACUGCAAGGCUCCUAUAGAGCCUGCUCCAUGGAGACUACUUGAUGGGAGCAAAGGUCAGAUACCAACUUUCAAGAGCAGAGAAACUCAGACUAACGCCCCAAACUCUUCUCUUUCAGUUUAUGGGGAAAUCGAAAAAAGGUUGGCACAACUUGAGUUCAAAAAGUCUGGAAAGGACCUCAGAGCUCUUAAACAAAUACUUGCAGCAAUGCAGAAGACAAAAGAAGUGUUAGAAAGCAGAAAAGAAGAUCAGCCUCCAACCAUUGUGCCUCGAACGGGCAAUAACAACAGUAUAGAUCAGAGCUCAAGAUUGGCAAAUUCAAAAAACCAAGAAGGCGAUAACCAAACAUCUGCCACAGUUAAAGGGAACGGUUCUCCAAGAAGUAUUAAAUCCUCAACUGUAGAUAUGAAAGCAGCUAAAUGCAUCGAAAAAGCCAGUAAUUUUGCCUCCUCAGUAAUUCUACCUGAGAAUUUAUCAGGUCUCCAAGGAAUCCGCAUUGGUGAAUCUUCAGAUAGCAGAAAGGAAUCUGAUGACAAGCAAACAGCUACAGAUCCAACUCAAAGAAUAAUUCACCAGAGGGACCCUUCAAGCCAAAAACUUCAUCCUAUAAAUAAGAAUGCCAGUGCCAAAACUUUGAGAUCAGCACAAUGUUUGAAAAAUCCUCAACUUACCGCUGGAAAAAGCAAGUCAAGGGCGAGCUCCAAACCCGCGAACCCGAGACUGCAACAGAAGAAACUUGGGUUGGAGAGGCAAUCUCAUUCCACAAUUUUAUCAUCAGAUUUCAGCAAGACUAGGAGUCAACCAAUAGAAUCAGGUCCUCCACAUAGGAGAUGUAGACUGCAAUAUUCACAGGUGCAGCAAAGUGAUGAUCAAAUGAGCGACGUCAGUAGUGAUUUAAGAGAUUUAAGUCACCAAGGUGAUGCUAGUUCUCUCCGAUCUGAAAGCAAUAUCAGCAUAGCCUCGCAUGUUGACAUUGAAGUCACAAGCAUUGAUAGAUCUAAUAAGAUUCCUGGUGGCUUCUUCCAGCAACAAGACCAAAAAGAUCGAGCACCAAGGUGUAAUGAAAACUGGUCAAUGGCAGAACCGACAAAGAUUGGUCAAGAACAACCAAGUCCUGUCUCUGUUCUUAACACAACAUUCUACAGAGAUGAACCACCAUCUCCAGUAGAAAAGAUAUCACAUCCCUUUAGAGAUGUUGAGGCCGUGAAUUCUGACGAAGCAGAGUGGAUUGCAGCAGACUUGAAUCACUUAUCUAACUGCAGAAAACCCAGUUUCAGCUCUGAGGAUUACAGAGGAAUAGAAAACGCCCAGCACUUGGUUCCGAAUCUUAUCCAUAGAACCCCCACUCAUGAGAAACCUAUCAUUGAUGAAAUUGCACCCAUCCAUGACAGCACAAAUCCAGACCACAGAUAUAUUUCAAAGAUAUUGCUAGCAUCAGGUCUCCUCAGAGAUUUUGAAGCUAGUAUCAUGGCCAUUCAGCUUCAUCCAUCAGGUCACUUGAUCAAUCCUAAUUUGUUCUACGUUCUGGAACAAACUGAAGCUAGCACCAAGCUUUUAAACGACAAAGGUAUGAAGGUUAUCAAUUCAGAACCCACUCCUGAGAAAGCUCGGCGGAAACUAGUUUUUGAUGCUGUUAAUGAAAUUCUAGUCCAAAAGUUGGUGUUGGCACGUUCUUCCAAUCAAUGGUUCUCCGCAAGCAAGGCCGCAAAAAAAUCAAUAAGGCUGCAGCUUCUAAGAGGUCUGUGUUCAGAGGUAGAUUGUCAACAAGUUAAACAAUCAAACUGUAACUUAGGCGAUGAGGAUGACACUUUAAGGCAAGAUCUUAUGCAUGGAUCAAUGAUCUGGGCAGGUUAUGAGAGUGAAAUUUCAUGUUUGGUGUUGGAUGUUGAGCGGUUGAUAUUCAAAGACUUGAUAAGUGAGCUUGUGAGGUAUGAGACGACUCGUCCGCAAGGUCAGGCUGGUAGGCAUUGCAGGCAGCUGUUUUCUAAGUAGUAUUCUUGAUGAGAUAGUUUUUAGUUUCCUUUCAUCUUCUCAUCUCUCUCACUAAUUAGAGGAAAAAGGGUUUUAAAAGCUUGGCCUUUCUUGAUUUUAAUGUGUAAUUUCCUCAGGAUGAAAUCAGAGUAAUCCUAGGUUGCAUAUUGUGCCUAAUUAACCAUUGAAUCUCCACAAGGAGCAUAUAACAUACACGUAAACUAAAUGUAAACCUAAAUAUAAACUUUCUCUAAAUGUCUUUCCAACCAUACUCUUGAAUAAAUAAUAUGCGACAGGGUUGCAGCA